This is a messenger RNA of Sabethes cyaneus, 1155 nucleotides long. RefSeq lists its product as uncharacterized. The record is from RefSeq and is a predicted model, not a curated record. The transcript has a single exon. Lineage: Eukaryota; Metazoa; Arthropoda; Insecta; Diptera; Culicidae. The coding region runs from base 1 to 1155 and encodes 384 amino acids.
AUGUUGCAGCGUGACGACAGUGUGAAUGAGCGGCUCUGGAUCUAUUAUCAGAAUACACGUGGAUUACGGACGAAAAUUGAUGACAUCUUUUUGACAACACGUGACUGCAAUUUCGACAUCAUCAUCCUGACGGAGACUGGACUAGACGACUGCAUUAACUCGUUGCAACUGUUUGGUGAUUCUUUCAACGUGUUCCGGUGUGAUCGCAGCCAACUAAACAGUAAUAAGAGACGCUUCGGUGGGGUUCUAAUAGCAGUGUCUAAUGAACAUCACAGCUCAAUCGUCGAGACGGUGUCUGGUCGCUGCUUGGAGCAAGUGUGUGUUUGCGCUACCGUCCGGGGAAAGAAAUUUUUAAUUUGCGGCGUUUACGUUCCGCCAGAUCGCAGUAAUGAACUCGAGACAAUAGAGGCACAUAUCUCAUCGGUUUCUGAACUGUGUCGAAAAUGUUCAGCCGAUGAGACAGUUUUGGUAUGUGGCGAUUAUAACCAGCCGCGCAUUUGUUGGACUGAUGGGCCAGAUGAAGCUCAACUUGCCCGUAAUUCAUAUCUCACGAAUGCCAGCGCAGCGCUCAUUGACGGUAUGGAUUACUUAAACCUUCGUCAGGCAAAUUUGCACCGCAAUCAUCUCGGUCGUGUGCUCGACCUAGUCUGUUGUUCUUUGGAACAGCAGCUGGAUACUGAUGUUUGCGUCGCCCCUCUGUUGCCCGUCGAUCUACAUCAUCCGCCUCUAGUAAUGCCAAUGAAAGCAGCCGAAAUGAAUAAGUGUUCUUCGUUGGUCAAUACAAUAGGAAGUUCUACUGCUUUAAACUACCGCAAAUUGAACUUUGAUGCCUUCUCAGACUACUUUUCGAACUUUAAUUGGGGUGCAAUGUUAGCAAACAAUAAUGUUGACGAUAUGGCAAGUUAUUUUUGCAACACCAUUUGCCAGUGGUUGAAUGCUAAUUUGCCAGUUGCUAAAAGGCCGGUUUCCCCUCCAUGGUCCAGCCCUCACCUCCGGGAAUUCAAACGUGAGCGCAACUUUUGGCAGCGCAAACACCGUCUUUGCAAGACUGCGCUAGUAAAACAAAAUUUCAAACGAUCGAGCGAUGCAUAUCGACGGCUGAACGCCACACUGUAUAAAUCCUACGUCAUGCGGGUUCAAAUUGAACUUUGUUAA